This is a messenger RNA of Leptopilina heterotoma, 5100 nucleotides long. It is a transcript of the gene Su(dx), whose product is annotated as E3 ubiquitin-protein ligase Su(dx). The coding region runs from base 556 to 3273 and encodes 905 amino acids. Gene Ontology annotation, biological process: ubiquitin-dependent protein catabolic process. The record is from RefSeq and is a predicted model, not a curated record. Gene Ontology annotation, molecular function: protein binding; ubiquitin protein ligase activity. NCBI's taxonomy places the organism in Eukaryota, Metazoa, Arthropoda, Insecta, Hymenoptera, Figitidae. The transcript has 11 exons.
GCCGCCAUAGGAAAAUUCAUUAAAAAAACGUUUUCUUUCAGUAAUCAACUUCAGCUAAAAAAAAGUCGAAUUAUUCAUUUUUUUUAAAGAAAAAUAUAUAUAUAAAGUGAUGAAGUUUCUUCUUUCUUAUAAAACUUAAAAAAAUAACAAUGAAGUGAUUUUCUGAAUAAUAAAAUAUAACAAUUAUCGUGUGUCGUUAUUUUAUUUAAAAGCCUUGGUCUGACGCACUUUCAUUUCACGCUCAAAGUUUGACGUAUGUGAGUUUGCCAAGAUGGUGGCUAACUGAUAGUGACGAAAAAUCAAGUGGUGAUAACAAAAUCGUCAGUGUUUUCUACAGAUCUUAUUUCUAAAAAUUAAAUUAAUAAUUUUCACAAUUGUGCCAAGGAAUAAAAUAGUACGAAGAAUGCUGCAAAAUCAAGAAGCAAUUAAAUUAUCUGUCGAUCUGUAAAUAGAUUGUGCAGAGACGGACAAAUUUUGCAAAGAUGUCAUGAAUGAAUAAACAAAUUAUCGUGGAUAAUUUUUGUGCGCGCGCGCAUUAUCAUACAAAAGCCAACAAUGUCUAAUAAUUGUGCUGAAGAGGAAGCUGUGUCAUCUGGAUUUCACCAGUUGAGUGUUACAAUUGAGACAGCAAUAUUGAGGAGUUCAUCGUUCUUGAAACCAAAUCCGUACAUCGAAUUUUCAGUGGACGAGAAAAGUCCUCGUAAAACUGAGGUCUCAAAAUCUACAUAUCAACCAAAGUGGAACGAGGAGUUUACAGUGCUCGUUACACCACAUUCGCAAUUGCAUUUUCGUUUACUAGAUCACAGUACAUUCCGUAAAGACACACUUAUCGGUGAAAAAAGAUUAAGUCUUUAUCAAAUUUUAUCUCAUUAUAAUGGAAAACUUGAAAAUCUCGAAUUAACACUCGACUUAAUUGCCGAGAGUAGUAAACAUGAAUCUCAUUUGUCCAAAGUUGGCGAAUUGGUCACUUUGUUCGAUGGAUUCAAAAUUGACAUGCAAAAUGUCACACCACCUGGUGAUAUGAGACAAUAUCAAUGUUCCGUUAUUAAUGGCAGUGUAAAUCCAGCCGUAUCUCAUGGUGCUUCGAACAGUGACGGGACGAAUAAUCGAAGUAUAUUAAAUGGUGGAGUUCGAGCACGAUUGAGACUUCAAGGGACGGAGGAUGCAUCGCCUUCGUUUAAUUUUUCUUCUCAAACGGCAAUUAAUUCAAAUAAUCAAUUAGCCGGUGGUAAUAGUCCCGUGGUUACAAAUGGAACAACGAGUAAUCAUAAUUCAUCGUCAUCAUCAUCGUCGACAACGGGGGCGAAUAAUGUUGUUGUUGUUGUGCCAUCGGCAUCGGCACAAUCACAAACAUCACAAGUUGCUGUUCCGGCAAAUCAAACGACAGCUGUUAAUAGUGGUGAUUCAUCGUCAGUUGGGAAUUUAUCGAAUGAAUUGGAAAAUGGAAAUCAACAACAGGCCGCUGCCUCGACCGAGGAACCAUUGCCAAACGGUUGGGAAAUGCGUUACGACGUUUACGGUAGACGAUACUAUGUGGAUCAUAAUACUCGUAGUACAUCCUGGGAGAGACCACAACCACUGCCACCGGGUUGGGAAGUACGAAGAGAUCCACGAGGACGAAUUUACUAUGUGGAUCAUAAUACAAGAAGUACAACGUGGCAAAGACCAAAUACAGAGAGGCUACAACAUUUUCAACAAUGGCAGGGCGAACGUCAAUUUGUCGUUCAACAGGGAAAUCAAAGGUUUCUUUAUCCCCAGGCGAAUCAUCAUCAUCAUCAUCAUGGUGCUCCAAUUGCCGUCGCUGGACCCUCAACAACGCCAUUGGCUGCUGUUGAUUCAGAAGACGAUGCAUUGGGACCAUUACCAGCCGGUUGGGAACGAAGAAAACAACCCGAGGGUCGUGUUUAUUAUGUUAAUCAUAAAAAUCGAACAACACAGUGGGAAGAUCCACGAACACAAGGACAAGAAACGGGAAUGGACGAACCACAAUUGCCAGAUGGAUGGGAAAUUCGUUUAACGGAAGAUGGUGUACGUUAUUUUGUCGAUCACAAUUCAAGAACAACUACAUUCCAAGAUCCUAGACCCGGCGCUCCAAAGGGACCAAAGGGAGCCUAUCGUGUGCCAAGGGCUUACGAGAGAUCGUUCCGUUGGAAACUGUCGCAAUUUCGUUUCUUGUGUCAAACAAAUGCUUUGCCGAAUCAUAUAAAAAUAAGUGUCAGUCGACAAACACUCUUUGAGGAUUCAUAUCAUCAAAUAAUGAACGCCGAAGCGUUUGCCUUGAGACGUAGAUUGUACAUAAUUUUUAAAGGUGAAGAGGGUCUCGACUAUGGUGGUGUUUCUAGAGAAUGGUUCUUCCUUUUGAGUCACGAGGUGCUUAAUCCAAUGUAUUGCCUUUUUGAAUACGCCAACAAAAGUAAUUACAGUUUACAAAUUAAUCCAGCCUCAUACGUGAAUCCUGAUCAUCUUCAGUAUUUUAAAUUUAUCGGCAGAUUCAUUGCAAUGGCUCUUUAUCACGGUCGCUUCAUCUACAGUGGAUUUACAAUGCCAUUUUACAAGCGAAUGUUGAAUAAAAAAUUAAUAAUGAAAGACAUUGAAUCAAUUGAUCCGGAAUUUUAUAAGUCACUCGUUUGGAUAAAAGAAAAUAAUAUUGAUGAAUGCGGACUCGAAUUGUAUUAUAGUGUCGAUUUUGAAAUUUUAGGCCAAGUUAUACAUCAUGAAUUAAAAGAGAAUGGUGAUAAAAUUCGUGUUGUCGAAGAGAAUAAAGAGGAAUAUAUACGUUUAAUGACUGAAUGGCGAAUGACACGUGGAAUUGAAGAGCAAACAAAAGCAUUUUUAGAAGGUUUCAAUUCUGUCGUUCCACUCGAGUGGCUUAAAUAUUUUGAUGAACGUGAACUUGAACUUAUGCUUUGUGGAAUGCAGGAAAUUGACGUUGAAGACUGGCAAAGAAAUACAAUUUACAGGCAUUACACGAGAAAUAGUAAACAAGUUCUUUGGUUUUGGCAGUUUGUUCGAUCAACUGACAGUGAAAAACGAGCGAGACUUUUACAGUUUGUCACCGGUACUUGUCGAGUUCCAGUUGGAGGUUUUGCUGAAUUAAUGGGAAGCAAUGGACCACAAAGAUUUUGUAUCGAGAAAGUUGGCAAAGAUACUUGGCUACCAAGGUCACACACAUGUUUCAAUCGAUUGGAUCUGCCGCCAUACAAAAGUUACGAUCAAAUGGUAGAGAAACUGAAUUAUGCUAUCGAAGAAACGGAAGGUUUCGGACAAGAGUGAUUUUCCCCUAGACAUAAUGUACUGAUUAUUCAAAAGCCAAACCCCCUAAAAUUGUAUAAAACUAGAAAUCACCUGACUGUCGUUAAUUAUGACCGUAUACAAAUGCUAGGAUAAUUGUUCUAACGUUUUGUAGUGAAAGUUUCAUAGAAAUGAAAGAGGAUUUUUAUGAAAAAACAAAUCAUUCAAAUUCACUGGCAGUCAAAUUUUUUGUCAAAUUGAAACAACUUUUUCGUUUGUCACUUUUUUUUCUUGUAGAAAAUUUUAAUCUGAGUGCAUAUUUUAUUACAAAUGAAAUUGCACAUUUCUCUUUCAUUAAAAAUGAGAGUUAAAAUAUAAAUUCUUUUUACAUUAUUGUAAAAUUAGAUUUUAUUUAUUUUAUUUCAAGUUCAAUUUGGAUACAAAAUUACAAUAAACUUAAAUGUAAAAUUUUACUUUUGAAAAAUUGAAAUUCAAUUUUACUUACCUUUUGCAGUAAAUGAUUUGAUUGCGCAUAAAAAUCCAUUUGGAUUUCUGUAAGAAAGAAAGAGAGAGAAAAAGAGAAUGUAAAAGGAAUGAGAAGAAUUCCUUUUUUUUAACCAAUUUUUGAUUUUUCUCGAACUUUUUUCUUCUUUAUUUUUAGCGUGUGUUAGAAAAAUAAAAAUUUCAAUUUAAUUGAAAUUGCAGGACAUACGAAUUUUUAGCUAUUCAAACAUUUCACUUAUAUUCUUUGACGAUAAAAAAAAAAGUCCCUGGAAUGAGAAAAUGUUUUUCUUCCCAAUAAGUAAUUGUAUAUAAUAAAAAGUACGUAAUUAAAAUUUUAUUUAUCACAGGGACAAUAAAUAUUGUGUAUACUGUCUGGAACAGAAUUCGUAGAGGAAAAAAGGGAAAAUUUUCUCUUUUUUUUAUUUUAAAAAAACAAAUUUUAAGAUUCUUCAAAAUCUAUUUUUUUAAUACUCUUUUUUCUCUUAAAUUCCUAAAAUUUCUUUCCUUGAAAUUUGCUUUCUCAAAGAUUCAUAAUUAAUAAAAUUUUUUUCCGAAGAAUCUUAAAAUUGAAAUUGUUUUUUUUUCCUGAUAAUUUAUCGUAUAUGAAAAUUUCUCAUAAAUCACUGAUUUCCAUCUUGUACAGCACUAAUAAAUUGUACAAAAAAAAUAAUAAGAAAAUAAUUUAUAAAAUAAAAAUCGAAUUAUUUAGAUUUUAUCGGAAAUUGUUUCAUUAAUUUUAUUUCGAUAUUUUUGUGAAAUUAAUUUGAAAAUUCUUGCCAAUUUGCUUUUAUUAAAAAAUUUCAUUAUAAUUGGGAAUUGAAAGAGAGAGAGAGCGAGAGAGAAAUAUUACAUUAGAAUGUCUUCUUUGGAUUUUAAUUUUAAUUUCAUUACGACGAAAUGAAAAUUUUUUUUCGAAAUAUUGAGAAAAAUGUUCAAAAUUUUUAGAAAAUUAUUUAUUUAAUUAUGAAAAGUUAUUUAUUUGAAUGAAACGAUUUUAUGUACGAAUUUUUAUAAAAUUUUAAUUAAUUUUCCCUUUCUUAUAUGUUUUACUGUUCUAAGUAAAUAAAUAGUAAAUUUGUCUUCUUCGAAUUUUUAUCAAUUGCAAUUUAAAAAAAAAAAAAUUUUUUAAAUGAAAAAUUUUCUUUAGAGAAAAUUAAAUUUUGAACAUUUCUCUCCAUAAUUCGGAAAAAUUUUUUAAACAUAUUUUUUAUAAAUAUAUAUUGUAAACAAAUUAAAAGAAAUGUAUUGUUUCCCAUUCUUAUAUAUACAUCUUUGUUUGUAAAUAACUUGUAUUAUAGAUAUAGAUAUGAAACUUGUGCACCGAUAUACAUUUAUUAUACACAUUGCUCCUACAAUUUUAUGAAA